GACGGCGGGAGAAAGUGAAGCAGUCGUAGUAAUAGUAAUGGUGGUGGUGGUGGUGGUGGUGGUAGUGGUGGCCCUGAAUGUGAAGCGGCGGAGGUAGUGGUGGCGGUGGUGGUGGCGACGUGCGGCAUCUGUGGCCGUGCUGGUGACGCAGUGAUACCCAGGAGCCGCCCUCCCUCACCACCUCCCUUCCUGCCCCUGCCGCCUCCUGCCCCCGGGGCAUCGCCCGGCCUGCUCCUCCCUCCGGUGCCCCCCUUUCACACACACACACGCACACACAGGGCAGGCUCUGCACGACGCGGCUGCAGGAAGGAAGGAAGCCUCCAGAAGCGUGUGUUGUCGUAGCUUGGGUCGAGACGCAGCGGCGGCGGCUGGUGAGCGGCGGGACGCGGCCCGGCCAGCCAAGGUGAGGGCGGCUGGCGGCUUGCCCAGAGACGAGCCGGACUUAAUGCCAGCGCCGGCUGUGUGCCCUGCCACCCGCCUCCCUCCCUCGGCCUCCCCCACCGUCUGAUUGGGGCGGGGGCCAGAAUCAGCCCCCAGGAGGUGGCUGCGGCGGCGGCGGCGGCAGUCCCGUCGGGUAGUGAGCGGGGCGCGGCCGUGUGCCUGGCGCGCUCCCCGACUGUCAUGUGAACACCCCGUGGCCGCGAGCAGCACAGCGACGCCCCAGCAGCCGAGUCCUGCCGCGGUGUGGGUAGCGGUGCCGAGGCCGCCAGCACGACAGGCCCGCCGGGCUGUGAGGAGCGGGGGCUGCUGUGCCUCGAGGGGACUGUGGCGGCGGGCGCGGCCCCCGCUGGGUGGGCGUGGAGGCGGCGCCGCGUGGUCAUGGGCGGCCAGGAUGCUGUCGACCUGCUCCCCUGGUGGAGCCCCGGCGUGAUACUGCCGCCGGACCACAGUCAGCGCCACCAGGCCCGUGACCCCCAGCGAGAUCCCCUGCCGAACCCCCAGGCACGGAGGGAACUCCGCCGCCAACGGACCCACAAGGAUCGGCGGCGCCGUGCCACGGGCGAGGAGCCGUGCCCGGACGGCUGGUGGGCGUGGUUGGAGCCCCGCUGGAUGGUGGAGGCCGCGGGCGCCGUGUGGCGAUGGAGCGUCACCGCGGGCGUGGUGGUGCUGACGCGGCUGCUGGCCGUCAUCUGGAGGGGCGUGAGUGGCAGGGAGGAGCCAUGGGCGGCCUCACUCAGCCUGAGCACCGAGCGUGACUCAAAUGAGUAUGAGUCUGGCGAGGCGCUCAGUGUGUCUGCCACGCGAGCCUCGGCCGGGCCGCGCUGCUCCCCUAGAGGAACGCCGCCGCGCGCUCUGCCCAGCCACUCCCCGCCGCGCUCCCUGCACUACGCGCAGCUCGUGCCCCCGCCUUCCCCUGCGGCCCCUAGUCCCCCAGGGUCGCCAGGGGCCCUGCGGGUUCCUCGCUCUUCCAUGAUUCACCCGCGGCAUGAGCCCGUGGCCACGACAGCCCCUCUGUGUGACCCAGCGGAGGCACCUCGUGACCCCCUGCGGCAUGGAACCACCAACCCCCUCCUGCAGGCGGUGGCGGGCUUCUCGUCGCUGCAGGACGAGAUGAUGCGGGCCAUCAGGGAGGCCAAGGAGACCUCCUCGGCCUUGAUGUUGAAGCGUCGUGACAGCGUCUCCUCCAGUGUGUCCGUGGGCUCGCUGCCAUCCGUCGACACCUCCGGCAGUGGGCGUCAGCACGGCUCUUGCGUCAGCUCCAUCGUCAGCUCCGUGGUGAGCUCCACCAGCCCCAGUCCCGCCAGGGAGCCUCGUCCGCCCUCGCCCCUUCUAGCGGCGCUUGACUCCCUGGACGGGGACUACGACCAGCACCUGGAGGAGAGCAUCGAGUCGUCGCUGGCGGACCUGGAGCAACAAAACUCCGACACCGACACGGAGGUGGAGAAUCUGAGCGGCGAGGGCGUCACCGUGAAGAGCACCCUCGUGCUGGACCUGACGCGCCGCCAGUGGACCCCCGACGCUACCUUCCCCAAGACCCUCACCGCCCCCGCCCCGGGCAGCGACGACCCUCCGUCCCCCAGCGGCCACGCCGUGGAUCCCGGGGUGCAGUGUGAGAGUCAGCAGGUGAUCCGGGCCAUCGUGGACCUGGCCAGGGACUCCGAUAGCGAGGACACACACACGCCCACUGCACCCGUGCCGCCCGCUGCCGCCGCCGCCCCAGACACUGCCCUCGGGGCCCUGCAGCGGUCACCCCAAGGACAGCAGCAGCAGCGGCUGCCCGCUCCGCGCCAGGACCCGACGGGACCCGCUGCUCCUACGCUCCUCGGUGCUGUCAGCUGCAAGACAGGCCAACGCGUGGCGGCGGCGGCGGCGGCGGCGGAAGAGUGGGUGGCGCGGAGCCCCGAGACGGCAACACCGCAACCUGAUAUUUGCCCGAGUCAGGAGAGGUCACACAAGGGCGCGGAGGGCAGCACGCUCCUCGCGGCGGAGUGCAGCAGGCCUGGCCAGGCUGGGGCGGCGCGGGGGGAAGCCAGGGACGAGCUGCCCCUCAAGGAUGGGACGCAGCCUCCCGCACACCACCCGCAAGCCUCGGCCGCCCCCCAGCCCCCCCAGUCCGUGCCUGCACCUCCCCCGCCACCACCUCCCACGCCUACUGCUGCCUCGCCGCCGUCCCCCCUCACACCCCCGCUGCCCUGGUCCUCAGUUUCCCCCCCAGCGUCACCGCCUGCCUCGCCCCCUGCCUCGCCUCACAGCCCCAGUCAUCAUCAUCAUCGUCGUCAUCAGCAACAACAACAAAAACAUCAACAACAACAAUCACAGCACGUGCCCGUAGGUCCUGCGGGAGUCUUGGGUGGGAAGGUUGCGGCGGCGGCCCCUGAGUUGAGCGCCGCCCUGGACAUCACGGCGCUCAAGAACGAGAUCACCGCCAUCAAGGCCGAAAUCCUGUCCCGGAAGGGCAAGAAGAGCCAGGCGGAGGCGGAGGCGGCGGCGGCGGAGGAGCGGUGCAUCGUGUCGUCGUGCGAGGACCUGACGCACCUCAGGGAUGAGAUCCUGGCCCUCAAGCAGGACUUUUACUCGCUGCUGCACGAGAAUUCCCUCAGCAUGCAGGAGGCCGCCGCACGCCCCCCCUUGCCGCACCCGCGCCUCGGGGGGCCGCUGCUCAAACACCAACUCAAGUCCGUCAGCAUCGACAACGUGGACGAGCUGAAGAAGGGCCCGGGCAAGGGUGGCGAGGCCCCAACCUUCCUGAGGCAGCGGGGCAAGGCUGGCCGCGGUGGGGGGGGGAGCGGGGCCGCCGGCUUCACCGUCAGCAUGGUGCUGGACCUGGCCGAGGACCCCGCCGCCGCCGCCGCCACUACCCGCCGCCCCGCCAGCCAGGUGCUGGCAUCGCCGCAGCUCAGCACCGAGUCCUACCAGUCAGCUGCAAGUCAGCUGUCGACAGUGCGGGAGUCACCCACGCCCGACCCUGCCCUGGAGCGACGCCCCCCACGCGCCCCACCCGCGGCCCACCACAGGCUGCCACCGCCCAGCCUCCCUGCUCUGCUGCAGCAUGACCAGGCGGCGGCGAGGGUCGACGGGGCGGGGGCCGGCGGCAGUGACGGGGACAGUGACAGUGGUAGUGUUGAUAGUGACGAGGUGGUGACGGUGACGCGCUUCACCAGUGUCGAGAGGAUACUGUACGGCGUCGACCCCUCGCCCUACAAGCCCAGGAGAAGGACCGACAUCCGUGACAGGGAGUUGGAGGAGGAAGAGAGAGAAGAACUUCUGGGCUCUGACGACGAGGAACAGGAGGACCCCUUCGACUACUGCAAGGGUGGCUACCAUCCCGUCAAGAUCGGUGACCUCUUCUACAGCAGGUACCACGUGAUCCGUAAGCUGGGCUGGGGACACUUCUCCACCGUCUGGCUCUGCUGGGACCUGCAAGCCAAGAGGUUUGUGGCUCUCAAGGUGGUGAAGAGCGCCUCGCACUACACCGAGACGGCUUUGGAUGAGAUCAAGUUAUUGAAAUGUGUCCGAGAGUCUGACGAGAAUGACCCAAAGCGCGACAAGACGGUUCAGCUUCUCGACGACUUCAAGAUCAGCGGCGUCAACGGGACUCACGUGUGCAUGGUGUUCGAGGUCUUGGGGCACAACCUCCUCAAGUUCAUCAUCCGCUCGAACUACCAAGGCAUCCCUCUCACUAACGUCAAGAGCAUCACACGACAGGUGCUGGAGGCCCUGGACUAUCUACAUACCAAGUGUCAGAUCAUCCACACUGACAUCAAGCCGGAGAACAUCCUGGUGUGCGUGGACGAGGCGUACAUCCGCAAGUUGGCUUACGAGGCAACACAAUGGCAGAAGAUGGGGCUCAAGCUUCCUGGCUCCCUCGUGAGCACAGCACCCAAGCACUACUCCCAGCCAGACCCCAACACAAAGAUGACUAAAAACAAGAAGAAAAAGUUAAAGAAGAAGCAGAAAGCCAAACAGUUGCUGCUGGAGAACCAGAUGAAGGAGCUGGAGGAGAUGGAGGAGAAGGAGGCUCGGCAGGCCCUGGAGGCUUGUGACAUCACCACCACCAACGCAUCAGUGUUAAGUAAUGACUCAAGCCUGGAGGAGCCGAGCCUGGAGCCGCAGACCAAUGGGCAGCAGCUGCAGCAGAAGCAAAACCAGAAGCAACAGCAGCAGCAGCAACAGCAACUGGAGAAGCAGAAGAGCCUUGAGGAGAUGCCUUCCAAAGGGCAGGAGGAUCAACAGCCACUGCUGCUGCAGGAGAGUGAGGCCAAGCUGAGCCAGUCCCACCCCCAGCUGCACCCCCCACCCAUGGACCAGCCCUGCCUCAUCACCCCAACACUCACCCUGGAGGAGGAGGCACAGCAGAAGCUUGAACACCGCAAGAGCCUGGCUGAGAUGUGUGAGGGUGACGUGCGUCCAGGAGGGGCCGUGGGGCUCACCCUCGACCCACUCAUGAACGGCCAUGACUGUCCCAGGCCGGUGCUGGGACGCUCCGAGUCUGAGAUCACCCCUGACAUGAGGCUUCCCCCGGAGGAUGAAGAGCCUUUCCAUCCUCCUGCCUUAAAAAGCAGUGACUCCAAGGACCUGAAACACCCGCUUUUCUUCUCAGACGGGGAGGAAGUGGGUGCCAACUUCACCAACUACAACAGCGGCACCAGCGGCAGUGGCAGUGGCAACACAGGCAACAGUGGCAGCGGCAGCGGGGGGAUGCGGCGCGUGGCCUCCUGCCCCGACCACAAGUCUAUCGACCACGUCCCGGACCCCGUGCACGAAGUGUGUGACAUGAAGGUGAAGAUCGCCGACCUGGGGAACGCCUGCUGGGUGGACCACCACUUCACCGAGGACAUCCAGACCCGGCAGUACAGGUGUCUGGAGGUGCUGCUUGGGGCUGGCUAUGGUGCCCCAGCUGACAUCUGGAGCACCGCCUGCAUGGCCUUUGAGUUGGCCACCGGCGACUACCUGUUUGAGCCGCACAGUGGGACGGACUACACCCGCGAUGAGGACCAUCUCGCCCACAUCAUUGAGCUGCUUGGCAAGAUCCCCCGCCACAUAGCUCACUCUGGGAAGUACUCCAAGGAAUUUUUUGAUAAGAAAGGUGACCUGAAGCAUAUCACCAAGCUCCGUCCCUGGGGCAUGUUUGAGGUGCUCACGGAGAAGUACGAGUGGCCGGAGGAAGAGGCUCGAGCCUUCAGCGACUUUCUCAACCCCAUGCUGGCGUUUGACACCUCGGAGAGGGCCACGGCCGGGGAGUGCCUCAAACACCCGUGGCUGAACUCAUGAAUGUGAGAUGUGCUCCUGCUGCUCCCUCGGCCCUCCGCCUGGCAGCACACCUCACCACCUACACCCUGGCAUGACUCAUCCAACAUGGGGAACAACACGACCCAGACUCUUCAUUGCAGGUCACGGCGGCGCUAGCAUCAGGGCGGAUACCAAAGAUGUCUCCACAGAACAGCAACGGUUGCGGCGGUGCUCCGGGCGGGCAGGCGGCGCGGUGGCGGUGAGGGGCGGGUGGUGGGCGGAGGCGAGGGUUGAGGGUGCCAGUGUACAUACAGGGGCCCCAGCAGGGUGAUCGGCCCCGUUCUUGACCAGAAGUGCUUUGACUAUUGAUAUUAAAAAAUAAUAAUCAUACUGGAGUGGAUGUUACAUAUAUAUAAAUAUAUAUUUUUUUUGGUUCGUUCAGCUCUGAUGAUAAGCGAGAGACUGAAAGGAGGAACCAGCAAUCUCUCAGCGCAAGUGUCUUAUGAAGAUGAUUGUGUCCCAAGGCUCUGGUGUGACUGUACAUAAUGACAGACGGCGGCUACUCCUCUGCCAGUCCAUGAUAGCCUACACUCCCAACGGGGGAACAAGAGGAGGAGGAAUCGUGUGCUGGUAAAGCCGAUUUAAACUGCUCAAACCACAAGUAAUUGUAAGAGGAAGCAGAGGCAGCACGAGCAUCUCUGCCUGUGUUAUGCGACAGAAGCAACAAGACGACGACAUUUCAAGGACUAAACGACGGCAACAUCACGAUACAUUUUCACACUUUGCUGGCACUGCGGCAGGCUCGGAGGCGACGCAGCGAGAGAACCAGGAUGCCCCUGCCUCCCUGCCUGACACCCUGCAGCGCUGUGAGCCUGAGGACAGCUGGAUGGCUCUUUUUUUCCCAAGCAUUCAUUUCAAUAGUUCUGUAAAUAUUGCACUUAACUCAUGGACGUUGGUUUCUCAUCAGCCCUGAGGCAGGCGGACGCUCGGGACACCAAAGACGGGUGAAGGAAGGAAAGAAGGAGUCUGGGGUAGAUUUUGGCGCGACAGAACACUUGAUACUGCAACUCCUCUCAAGUUAUCUACGUCAAUUCAUUUUUUUGUUCCGCUAUAAUCCACACGACAUAUUCAUCUCCUGCUAGAUUAGUUGCUUUACUUUUAUCUGAAAUAAAUGCAUGCAGUGUUGUGGAGGCUACAAUGGAAUUUUUAGUACCCAAUAAAGUGUUUUUAAGACUUUUAGGUUGAAACAUGCUUGUGUAUAUGUCAUUUUAUGAUUUGUUUUUUAUUGUGGAUUUGGAUGUCCAGAAGAACUGUUUUACAGAAUUUUGCGAAUCGGUAACAUUUCAGUUUUAUUAAUAGCAGCCGGAGAUGCAGAAUUGAGCUAUCCACUACAAGACACACAAGACCAGGGCUGAUGUUAUGUACUGUAUGAGUAGCCUCGUAGCCUGAUUGCAAUAUUUUGUCCAUCAUUAUAAAAGGAAAAUUGUAUACUAAACGCAAGCCCUCCUAUAGACUUGAGUAGAACCUUUUCCAGUUGGCUGUUUAUCAAGUACAACCCUGUCCCUUCCUCUCCUCCUCCCCUCCUCCCCAUCCUGUUUAUUUACCCCCUGACAGCUUCACCCAGCUCUAGCUCCCCUCCCCAGCCUCCCUCAUCCCCUCCCCCCCUCCCCUGCUGGCCCGUGGCUGUAUGUGGGCGGCAGCGCAUCCCAUUUUCUUUGAGGCUACUAGGCUCCGUGUUUUCUGUAUAUUUAGCCACAUUUAUAAGAUGUCAUAUGUAUGGAUGAAUUAUUACGGAUAUAAUUUAUUUUUACUCCAUUUUAGACAUGCACCAUUAUUUUGUAGGUUAUCUUUCCUUGUGACAACAGGACUGUAGAGUUCAUUUAUGUCUAUGCCCUCAUGACUGUUCCACCAGCCAAUAGUGUUAUCAACAGGCAAGUACUGCGGUGGCCUGCCCCCUCCCCUGCCCCCCACCCCCCACCCCUUGUACUCCCCUGCAGGUCAACACCCUCAAGCCUGCACACGCUGCACCACUCCAGAUCAGGGUGAGGGCGUGCAGACUGUCCGGAGCCUUGGCUCGGCAGUGUUGGGAGCCCAGAACCCCUCCCCCACUCCAGAGCCCAGGUGCCACGGCUCAGUAAGAGGGUCGGCACCGCCUGGAGGCACUGCCGAGGGGCCCCGGCAGCAGCAGGGCGGCGGCGGGGAGGCACACACGCAGUAAUAGGUCAGCGGCCUCAGCCCUGCUUAUGGAGCAUCUCCCAUAAUCAGGCUAACAUUGUCUUAUAUUAAGAUGUCUCUAACCUUGCCAGGGGUGCAGUAGGCCGACAAAUUUUGUACAACAUGCUAAGAAUUUGGGCCUUACUGCUGUGGUAGACUUGUCCAAUCCUAUGUACAGCAGGCAUAAUGAUACCAGUACUCUUGAUAGUAAAGGUGAGCACACCACCCUGCGUCUCAUUAACACAGGAAGGACAGCAGCAGCAACCCUCGUGUCCGCCUAGGUAGGGUAACCUCUCCCAUGUUUCAUUUUGUGUACUUUGUCCUAUUGAAUUAUGGAAGAAGUGCAUUUUUCCGUUUAAACCUUUUGAUACUG
This is a messenger RNA of Eriocheir sinensis (Chinese mitten crab), 8257 nucleotides long. Its product is annotated as SRSF protein kinase 1-like. NCBI's taxonomy places the organism in Eukaryota, Metazoa, Arthropoda, Malacostraca, Decapoda, Varunidae. The transcript is spliced from 13 exons. Gene Ontology annotation, biological process: spliceosomal complex assembly; protein phosphorylation; regulation of mRNA processing. The record is from RefSeq and is a predicted model, not a curated record. Gene Ontology annotation, molecular function: ATP binding; protein kinase activity. Bases 820 to 5712 code for a protein of 1630 amino acids.